Messenger RNA from Triplophysa dalaica, 1136 nucleotides. Its product is annotated as natural killer cell receptor 2B4-like. The coding region runs from base 275 to 964 and encodes 229 amino acids. NCBI's taxonomy places the organism in Eukaryota, Metazoa, Chordata, Actinopteri, Cypriniformes, Nemacheilidae. The transcript is spliced from 4 exons. The record is from RefSeq and is a predicted model, not a curated record.
GCUAUCCAUUACGCUUAGUUUAUAGGCCUAAGUGAUAUAUAUAAAGGAGGUUGUGACACAUGGUUUACACAUAAAGUAAAAUAGGCCAAAUAAUAAUGAGUUUUUAUAGCAAUAUUACACCUAGAUAUUUGCAGUCUAUGGUGAGUCUGGUCUGAAUUAAAUUUGCUUAGUGCCACCGACAGCACACAGACAUGUCGUUCUCUGGUUGAGGAAGUUUUGAAACAUCAUCUAACACAAAAGAGAAGUACACACUUCCUUCACUGAAGACCUCGUGAUGGAUGUCCAAUUUAUGUGUGCAAUGAUGGUGUCGCGGCUGCUCCUGUCAUAUGCUCUGCUCAUAUACAAUACAGGGUUCAGUGCUGGAGACAUUGUGUAUGUGGAGACAGGAGCUUCUGUUCAGCUGAAUAUACAGAGAGAGAAACUACCUGCUGAGCUUGAUGAUAUAAUGUGGAAAAAUGAAAGAUCUCAGAAUCUAGUGAAAUAUUUGAUUAAAUCAAAUGAUGUUAAACCCCACUCUACCUACAUAGACAGAGUGGAUUUCAAUACAGAAACCUUCUCUCUAACACUAAAGAACAUGCAGAAGAUUGACAGUGGAAUCUACAGAGCAAUAGCAAGUUCAGAAAAUGAUAUAAAUAUUGCUGAACACAAAGUAUCUGUUAUAGAUGCUGUGAAAGCUCCUGUCCUGACUGUAAACUCAAUAUGGUCCAUCACAGAACCCUGUAACUUUACAUGUACAGCAGAUAAUCUUACAAUCAUCAACUAUUACAGUACCAGCUGUUCUGAUGAAGUGAAAUCAUCUGGAAUCUACAAUCUAAACCUGAAAUGCACCGAUGACUUCAUCAUUUGUAACUAUAGCAACCCUGUCAGCUGGAAGAUUGACACAAAGACUCUUCAACAACUCUGUGCUUUUAACCCAGAUGACAACAGGUGGUGGGGCUGUCUCAAAAGCGAAGCUUUAACUUAAAACUUCUUUUUCAGGAAGUGCUGUUUUUCUAUUGUUUUAAUGGAUGAUGCAUGAAGUAAAUAUACAAUGUGCCACGUGCUUCCUUUAGAGUUUCAAAAUACUUACAAAUAAUUUACUGUAGGUGUGUUUUAAUAUGCUUCAAAAUGUACAUUAAUGAAAACUAUCAAAUGUG